AUGAAGAAGAGCAGCACGAAGCUUAAGAGUCUAAAGCUCAGCGUCCCCGUCCCCGAUGCCCCGUUCGGCGAGUUCGUGUAAGAAUUGAAACUUCCUCUCCCACCCCCCCGUCCUCUGUUUCCCGUUUUCGUGGUCGAUCUGCCGAUCUCUGUCGAUGUUCCCUGAUGUGUGUCUGGUGGAGCUUCACAGGACUCACAGUGGCACAUUUAAGGAAGGGGAUUUGCUCGUCGACAAGGACGGGCUCCGCAUCGUCCGCCAGAAUGGAGAGCCGGCGGUAAUUUACGAAAACCUGAAAUCUUUCCCUUCCCACUUCUGCUGUGAUGUGUACCUUUUAAUCUAUUCCAUCGGUUUAUUCUUUGCUAUCCAUUUCCUCCCACUCCCUCUACUUUUACAUUGAUGUCUUUACUCACAUACCAAGACCGCCAAGAUGAAUUCUGAACGAAUAUAGAUCAUUUUGAACUGCCUGAUUAUCGAGUAUGAUGCCGUGAUGCUAAUCAGUGAUGAACCAACUGCGAUCAUUGAGAUACCUGACUUUGAUACUGAGAGAACAAGUAUUCUUCUAGAUUAUUAUGACCCCGACACGCUUACCUAGGAUAACCAUCCCAUCUCCCCAUGGUAAAUGUAGAUUCAACCUCAAUUCGCAAUCAUUGGCAUAGUCCGAGACGAACCUACCAUAGGUAUUCACUAGCCAUCUAAUGAUGGAUGUGUAAAUUACUUUCUAUCUGCAAAGAAGUACGUCCAAGACUAAUUAUGAACAAUAUUAUUGCGACCUAAUCUAUGUAUAUGAUGUGAUGUAUAAAUAUGAUCUUGACCAAUUUGGUUUUAGUGUAGGAUUAUGAAGAUAUAGGAUUUACCUAGUGUGCGGGUAUGCUGAGCAUCCCCAGUGGAGAUGGCAAAGAUCUCAGUGUCCGUGUUGAUUGAGAUUUCCCAUCAGGCCCCUGAAAACCCAAAAGAAGUUCCCUUGGCAUAUCUCUUUCGCUGCCAAUAUCAGAGCUACUAGGAUGGGUAGUCUCAUGGCAUUUCAUUCCGUCCAUGUGUCAGUCGUGUACCAGUCAUCCAUUGAGCCUUUUUUAGCAAAUACUGGACUACCAUUGUGACUAGGUCUCUAGAAAAUGUAAGAGGGUUGUGAUGCAUUGGAGAUUGGUGGUGUUGGAAAGGUCGACCGUCUCUCUCUUCCUUGGCCAGCAAGCAGAAAAGUACUGUUGCCCUGCUCUUCCGAAUCUGCGACUUGUUGGUUGGUGUUCCAUUAUAUGUUGCUGAGCUAUGCCUGAGACGCGGAAGGCUAAUAGCACUUUUAUAACGUUUGAGCUCAGGAAGAUGACUGUGGUACAGAGGUGAGCUUCUCUUCUUUGUCAUCCUCGGCAAAAAAUGUUAGUGCAUUAAUACCGUUAUUGAUACUUUCAAACUCAUAUAAGCUUGAAAUGCGAUGUGCAUGUGCUGAUUAAAAAGAUAUGGCGAGUUGCAUAUCUGAGUUAGGCUGACUUGAAUCAAUAAGUCAUAGGUUUUAAGAGUCAAGCUGAUUAGAAUCAGAAUAUGGAUAAGUUUUGAUCAGAAAUAGUCUGAUUUAAUUUAAUUCUUCAACUGGGUUGUCAACGCUUUACCCACGGAUCAAUAAUAUUCUCAAAAAAUAAAAAUAAAAAUAUUUCAACUUUUAUCAGCUUGUUAAGAUAUCUCUCCUUAUUCUUAGCAAUAUGAACUUUAUCCUCUGUAGACGUAGCGAGAUAUUCUUCUGGUGAGUGAUAUGGUGAUAGCGGAGUUUGGACUUUCCCAUGGUAAUGAACGACGAAUUUUAUUUUAUGAGGAUAAAUGUUGUGGGAUCUCAUCCCUUAGAAGUGAAAUUGUCCUAAAUGCAUUGUUGAAAAGAACAUCCAAGAUCCACUAGAAGUUGGGAUUCUCUCUUCCUCUAAUGAUAGCGGAAGAAGUUGGUUUUUUUAACCCUAGGUUGCUAGGUAAUUUUAGAGAAACAUAAAUUGUUCACCCUGGAAAUCUAUUUCCCAUUCUUAUAUAAGAUUGAAAUAUGGAUGAGGACGAUUUACGAUGAUGGAAAUGUUAUAGAUUUGAAAAUUUCAGAGUUCAAUUUUACAUCAUAUACCAUUAUAGAAACGCUUCCACCUCUAAAGAGUGACCUCCUCGGGUAUUGUUUUUCUACUUCUCCUACUGAAUUACCUCCUCGCGGUUCCCAAUCUCUUCUUGACACCCCACGUUACAGUCUCGAUCUUGGAAAUACACUUGCUCUUGCUUGCCUCCUGUGGAAGUGAAGGUCGAUGUGGAGGAUUUCACAUGGGAGACGACCAAUACCCGGCCGUUUCGCUAUUUCAUAUUGCAUCAAUUGAGAACAUCUCUUCUGAUGUUGUUUCUCGGGUGCUCUUCUUCUGUAGAAUUUUGGCAAUUCUUCUUACAGAAAGUUGGUACUCAAUGGAAAGUCCUCGAGCUGACAUCACAAUGGUCACUCGAAGGAGAUUAAAAACUUCGGUGGCCAGUCCUCCUAGUGGGCCAUUUGAAACGGCUGGAACUUCAGCCGCAAGGAGCAUUCAGUAGAGAGAAUGGUUGCUUCCGUAUGCUUUAGCGCGAUGGAGUGGGCUUAGCGAGGAAACCCCUUACUCCUUGACCUCGACAUGCUUUUCAUAACACCGAAAAGUUAGACUUUAAGUCAACCUUUUAAUGGAAUCUUUGUGAUCCUGUUCCUUGCUACCUCUGCAAUUCCUCUAACCUCCAGUGUGCACCCUUCAGUCUACGGGUGAAAUCAGCCUCGUAGUUGCCGCAUCGGACAACAUUAUUCCAUGCAACUGUUGUUGCGUAUAGUUUCAUUAAAGUGUUUGAAUGUGGUUAUUUAUAGCAUCCUUUGAUAAAGCCUUCGGAUAGUCGGUUGACUUUGGACGAUAUGGACAUGAUUCAAGUGAUUGGCAAGGGCGCCAGCGGGAUCAUACAGCUGGUUCGCCACAAAUGGACUGAACAGUUCUUUGCCCUCAAGGUAUUCUCCUGAUGCACUGGAUGAUACUUAUCCAUUUACAGGUCUGUUUAUAAGCAGAGAUAACGAGUCGUACUUUCUUGAUCCAUUUUACCGGUUGGAGUCCUGAUGCCGGUGUUUCAUGCAGAGCAUCCAACUGAAUAGUGUUCCCGAGGAAUCCCGCAAACACAUCUCAAAGGAGUUGAAGAUAAACUACUCACUCAACCACACCUCCCCAUGCUCGCAUAUCGUUGCAUAUUACCAAUCAUUCUAUGACAAUGGUGUCAUAUCUUUAGUCUUGGAGUACAUGGACGGCGGGUCUCUCGCUGACUUUCUAAAGAAAGUCAAAUCAAUUCCAGAGCCGUAUCUAUCCGCGAUAUGUCAGCAGGUCAGUCUCCGUUGGCAGAAAGAUAUCUCCUUUCAUCAAUAAUACUCGAAUUCCCCGCUUGAUCAACCAUUACCAUUGGCCAUUUCCUUCCAAUAAGAUGGGCAUAUUUCUUCUGCUGUGCAGAUGGUCAAGGGCCUCGUUUGCCUUCACCAUGAGAAGCACAUCGUCCACCGUGACUUGAAACCAGCUAACCUGCUGAUCAACCAUAGAGGAGAGGUCAAGAUUACAGAUUUCGGUGUGAGCGCAAUAGUAGAGAGCUCUUCUGGGCAGCAAGGGACUUUCGUGGGCACAUGGUACUAUAUGUCUGUGAGUAUUCGUCCAAAGCUCCAACCCCUCCAUGGUUCCAAACUGUAAAAGCCUCAGUAGAAUAUUGAUCUCUUGUAGCCAGAAAGAAUCAGCGGAGGCAGACAUGGCCCCAAGAGCGACAUCUGGAGCCUCGGUUUACUUCUGUUGGAGUGUGCUACUGGUCAGUUCCCUUAUGCACCUCCUGUCGGACAGAAAGCUUAUAGAAGUGUCUUUGAGCUGCUGGACGCCAUUGUUCAUCAUCCGCCGCCCGCUGCUCCGCAUGACGAGUUUUCUGAGGAGUUCUGCUCGUUCAUCCAUGCAUGGUGAGGGCCAGAAUGUACUUUCGCUUUAUUGCCUUUUUAUUUCAAUAAAAUAAAAUAAUGAACUUAUUUGUACGCAUUUCAGCGUCCAGAAGGAUCCCAAGGACCGCAAGUCCGCGCUGGAGCUUCUGGUAAUUUCUCAACCCUGGAUUCCUCCCUGACUGACCCGGCGUCUCCCCCUUCUCCCUGCCGCUGAACCCAUCGUCUCCAUUGACACAGGAGCACCCAUUCCUGAUCGCCUACGAGACCGAGCACGUUGACCUGGCGUUGUACUUCGCCAAUGCCGGCGCUUCUCUCACAACCUUCUGA
This is a messenger RNA of Spirodela intermedia, 4249 nucleotides long. Lineage: Eukaryota; Viridiplantae; Streptophyta; Magnoliopsida; Alismatales; Araceae. The record is from the annotation of a GenBank genome assembly.